GAGGAGGAGGUGGUGGAGGUGGAGGAGGAGGUGGUGGUGGUGGAGGAGGAGGUGGUGGUGAUGGUGGAUAUGCAGGAAGUGAUGGACGCCAUUCGCCAAUUGUGGAAUUGGAGCGUGAGAGGCGGCAAUACGGUGGUUCUAGCGCUUAUACAAAUCACCACGAGGACACAGAGCGAGAUGGCAGGCAGUAUUCUGUUGGCGGCAAUGACGCGGAUCCAAUGCCGCCGGAAGCUGCGCCCCGCAAGCCUCAGCCUUACUCCUUACAUCCGGAGGCGGGCUCCCGUCAAUCGCAGCAUUAUUCCGUGCAACCCGAGCCGUCUAUGCCCCAGCAGCAGCCGCAGCCGCAGCAGUAUUCGGCGCCACCAGAACCGGCUCCUGUGCCGCGUCAAUCGCGACCAUACGCUAUGCCUGCGGAAGUCAACAAGCGCAAAUCUCAGCAUUUUUCCACACAGCCUGAGGAUUACUUAAUACCCAAAGAAGCUGCACCGCCGCGUCAAUCCCAGCCAUAUUCCAUGCAGCCUGAUGCUACUUACUCGAUGCCUCCAGAAGCCGCGUCUCGUCAGUCGCAGCCAUAUUCCAUGCAUUCGGAACCGGAAUAUCACUCGCCGCCUCCUCCGGAAGCCGCACCCCGUCAACCGCAGCCGUACUCGAUGCACCGGGAGCCAAGCUAUGAUAUGCCCCCGGAAGCCGCAUCUCGCCAGUCGCAAUCGUAUUCCAUGCACCCGGAACCGGCAUACUCGCCUCCGCCACCAGAAGCUGCUCCUCGCCAAUCUCAGCCUUAUUCCAUGCAUUCGGAGCCGGCGUACAGUAUGCCCCAGGAAGCUGCACCGUCGCGUCAAUCUCAGCCGUAUUCGAUGCAGCCGGACCCGGCGUAUAGUAUCCCCGUGGAGACUACGCCCCGUCAGUCGCAACCUUACUCGAUGCAUAAGGAACCGACCUACGAUAAGCCGCAGGAAGCUGCUCGCCAGCCGCUGCCUUACUCCAUGCAUCAGGAACGUGAGUACUCGCCCCCUCCUCCGGAAGCUGCACCCCGGCAAUCGCAACCGUAUUCCAUGCACCGGGAGCCGAGUUAUGACAAGCCGCCGGAGGCUGCUACUCGUCAACCGCAGCCGUACUCCAUGCAUCAGGAACCGGAAUAUUCGUCGCCUCCUCUGGAAGCCGCUCCCCGUCAAUCUCAGCCGUAUUCUAUGCAGCCGGACUCGGCGUAUAGUAUCCCCGUAGAGACUACGCCCCGUCAGUCACAGCCUUACUCGAUGCAACCGGACCCAGUGUAUUCCAAAUCCUCGGAACCUGCGCUCCGUCAGCCGCAGCCUUAUGUCGUGCGUUCAGACUCUUACUCGUCGCAGCAAUCGUACUCGAAGGCCCCAGAGACUACACCCCGUCAAUCGCAGACAUAUUCAAGCCCGACAUCAACGGCAUCUAGGCGUGCUAACCAAUUCGCCUACUCUUCUGACCGGCCACACUCCCGGGAUGAUCUGCGGCCGUCGAAGUCACCUGGUGUCACUCAGUCCCCGCGACAGCCUCCUCCACCUCCACCCCCGGAGUCGCCGCAUUACACGCACUCACACUCCAGUAGAGUUCCGGAAUCGCCGCAAUACGCGCAGUCGCAGUCCAGUAGCACUAAAUCACAGCACUCGGUGCCUGCAACUUCUCGGUUUGACGCACCGGCUCCAAGCGAACCUGCGCCGCCCUCCCCAACUCAAGACGGUUUUGCGCAGCAGAGUUUGGUUCAUCGUCCAACCACUCCAUCAUCCGAGUAUCUGUCCGAUCUGAUCCCCGCUUGCCCGAAACGUCGGCCAGUUGCUAAAGGUGUUUGGUACGGAGUACCUGGCAUUACAAACUUCCACGUUUGCGAGAGGUGCUACGAGCUUCACGUCUACGACACGGCCUUCAUAAAGUACUUUUCCGAAAUCAAGCUGGCUGAUGGUCAGAAGACAUUCUGCGCGUUCAAUACACCCCGCGUCUUGAACUAUGUUUGGCCAAAGACCAUCGAGGAAAAUGUGUUUGAGAUUUUCAAAAGCUACGCCGCGGGCCGAUCGUCGAUUGGCACCUGUACAGGCAUGGAUGCCUCGGCCAAGAAGGGUGUGUGGUACACGAUCAAGAACAGUCCUCGGGGCGGGUUCAUCGCCUGCCAGGCUUGUUAUCAGGAUGUGAUCUUGGCGACUCCGUUUCACGGCUACUUUGGUCCGCUCGAAGCCACCGUUUCCGAAAACACCAUCUCAUGCCAUGUUACUUGGCCCUUCAUCGAGGCGCGUUUGCUGAACACGCCGACAUCGAGUUGGGACGAGAUCCAGCGUGACAUUGAGUAUAGGCUGCUCAAAGUUCCCGCGUGUCCGGGGGACAAGCUGAUCAAGGAUACGGGCCGUCGGUGGUGGAAGCCGAAGGGGACAGUGAUGCCGCUGUACAUCUGCGACUGCUGUUACUGGGACGGCAUUUACCCGACGGUUUUCAGUGGCGAGUUCGAUCUGGUGGUGCAGAGCCGCAAGCAGGCCUGGUGUUGUGCCAUGAGUGGUUACCAACUCAGCACCGUCUGGCAGCAUGCUGCGGAGAAGAAGGAAUUCAAUAACUGGCUGGAAGCCGCCAACGCUGCACUCUCACCGAUGUGCCGCUUCGAAGGAUCCUCAGGUCAGAUCUGGAACGUCUUCAAGGACCCCACCCUGGAUGGCUUCGACUUCUGUGAGCGCUGCACGGACGUAUUCAUCCGUCCCCUGGGCUUCGGCAACCGUCUCGAGAAGCGUCGCUACUCGGCAGAGGAAAUCAUCAAGUGCGAUCUCAACCCCGCGAACGAAUACCAGUCCGCGCUCCUCCGUGAACUCGGCGAAGCCGCCGCCUGGCGCGACUUUGGAAUCGUCAAGAAGUACCUCAGCCAGCUCGCUCCACAGGUGUACAAGCCGCCGGCGUGCCCGGGUGAGCUCGUCGUCAGCAGGUCCAGGUGGUGGGGCUGUCAGGGCUUCAACGUCUGCGAGGAGUGCUGGCUCGAGCGCGUCAAGUCCAGUCCAUUCGCACCCUUCGUCAAAGAAUUCGACCUCCAGGGCGAGCCCGAGGAGCUCUCGUGCGAUCUCGGAACUCCCGAUUGGCGCUACAUCUGGCAGAAGCGGUGCGAGCGUAGGGAUUUCGAUAGCUUCAUCGAAGCUAUCACCCUCAAGAAUAAACUCGACGAUGUACGGUUGCAGCGUGUGGAGACGAUGGAGGAGAUGCGCGAGAAGAGCCGCCGUGGCCUGUUUCCUGACGAGAGGAGGCGCCUUCAGGGCCUGCUCAAUAUGCUCCAGGAGGAGGAGAGAGAUACGACCAAUAUGCUGGCGGUUUUGACGAGGGUGUAGUUUACUAUGGCUUUGUGCUUGUGCUUGUGCUUAUGGUGUUUCUUUUCAAUUUUAUGCUGUUCUUUUUUGUUUAUUAUUUUACUUUGGGGGGGGGGUCCGGCGUGGCUUUUAAAAUAUGGAUUUGGU
Tricharina praecox is the source of this 3446-nucleotide messenger RNA. RefSeq lists its product as uncharacterized. The transcript has a single exon. The record is from RefSeq and is a predicted model, not a curated record. Bases 219 to 3320 code for a protein of 1033 amino acids. NCBI's taxonomy places the organism in Eukaryota, Fungi, Ascomycota, Pezizomycetes, Pezizales, Pyronemataceae.